AUGGAGAACCUGGACCUGGAGCGCCAGCUGCUGCUGGACCCGCCGCACCAGUACCUGGGGGCGGCCGGCGCCGCCGGCGGCGGCGGGGGCGGCGGCGGGGGCAGCAGCGGCGCCAGCACGCACAGCAGCGACCUGUUCCUGUACGACGACACCAGCAGCUCGGCGUCCAGCUACUCGUGCCCCAGCGACCAGGAGAACAGCGGGGGCGGGGCUGAGGACGCGGGGGGUGGCGGCGGGGCCGCCCCCGCGCCGUGCCGCCUCCGGCACCGCCACCGCCGCCGCGGCAGGUGCCCGCAGCAGCAGGUGCAGCAGAGACAGGCCGCCAACCUGCGCGAGAGGAAGAGGAUGCAGAGCAUCAACGACGCCUUCGAAGGUCUGCGCGCGCACAUCCCGACGCUGCCGUACGAGAAGCGACUGUCCAAGGUGGACACCUUGAAGCUCGCCAUCGGCUACAUCAACUUCCUGAGCGACCUGGUGGCGUCGGACCGCGGCUCGGGGGCGGCUGGUGGCGGCGGCGGCGGCGGCGGCGGGGGCGGCGCCAGCCAGCAGCCCCGGCGCGAGGAGCCCAAGAAGAUCAUCAUCAGAGGUGGGUUCGGCUCGCCCUUCACCGCGCACUCGCUGUCGUGGUCCAGCAACAAGGAGAACGGCUGCAGCGGCGUCAUGUUCGCCAAGGUGUGGACGCCAGAGGACCCGCGAGGCACCAAGGCAGCGGUCAACGGCGCGCACCCCUGCGCGCUAGCCUCCCACCACUGA
This is a messenger RNA of Bacillus rossius redtenbacheri, 753 nucleotides long. RefSeq names its product pancreas transcription factor 1 subunit alpha-like. Bases 1 to 753 code for a protein of 250 amino acids. Gene Ontology annotation, biological process: developmental process; regulation of transcription by RNA polymerase II. Lineage: Eukaryota; Metazoa; Arthropoda; Insecta; Phasmatodea; Bacillidae. The transcript is spliced from 3 exons. The record is from RefSeq and is a predicted model, not a curated record. Gene Ontology annotation, molecular function: protein dimerization activity; RNA polymerase II transcription regulatory region sequence-specific DNA binding; DNA-binding transcription factor activity, RNA polymerase II-specific.